Aspergillus welwitschiae is the source of this 2793-nucleotide messenger RNA. RefSeq names its product mannose-ethanolamine phosphotransferase LAS21 (gene las21). Gene Ontology annotation, biological process: GPI anchor biosynthetic process. The transcript is spliced from 7 exons. The record is from RefSeq and is a predicted model, not a curated record. NCBI's taxonomy places the organism in Eukaryota, Fungi, Ascomycota, Eurotiomycetes, Eurotiales, Aspergillaceae. Gene Ontology annotation, cellular component: endoplasmic reticulum membrane. Bases 89 to 2722 code for a protein of 877 amino acids.
ACCCGAAUUUCGCACCUCAUAUGAAGUAAUAGCCUCGGAUGUCUGAUUUUAUGUUGUGGCAAGCUACUUAGAGGGGAAUAGACACUCAAUGGCCAUCCUACCACGAAGUUGGGCGAUAAUCAUCGCCAAUGUAUUAACCCCCUUAGCUGUCUUAGUGUUCUCGUCUGGAUUUUUCCCUUAUAAGCCAUUGAUACCAGGACUUGCAAAAUUCGAGGAUGGCGGCAACUACACGGCAACCCCAAAGGUUUUUGACAAAGUCAUUUUCAUGGUUGUCGACGCUUUAAGGAGUGACUUCGUGUACUCUAAUAAGUCCGGGUUCCUGUUUACCCAAAGCCUGAUUCGAUCAGGAGCUGCACUGCCAUUCACUGCUUAUGCUAGUUCGCCAACUGUCACAAUGCCUCGACUCAAGGCAAUAACGACUGGCUCAAUACCAUCUUUUCUGGACGUAAUUUUGAAUAUUGCAGAGUCCGAUACUUCGUCGACUCUAGCAUAUCAAGAUACCUGGUUAGCACAGUUGAAGGCAAACGGAGGCCAGCUUGUCAUGUAUGGGGAUGAUACUUGGCUCAAACUAUUCCCUGGGAUGUUCGAAAGAGCAGAUGGUACCACAAGUUUCUUUGUGUCGGACUUCAUCGAAGUGGACAACAACGUAACUCGUCACGUCUCUACUGAGCUUCUACGUGACGACUGGUCAGCAUUCAUCAUGCAUUACCUUGGACUAGAUCACAUUGGGCACAAAGCAGGCCCUCAGAGCCCUUACAUGACAACAAAGCAACAGGAGAUGGACUCUGUUGUCGCUAAUAUAUAUAUGAGCAUGGAGCAGCAACAACAUUUGCAGUCCACUCUUUUUGUCUUAUGUGGUGACCAUGGGAUGAACGAUGCCGGGAAUCAUGGCGGCUCAUCCGUGGGUGAGACAUCGCCCGCAUUGCUCUUUAUUUCUCCUAAGUUUCAGACCUUGGAUAUCCUCAGACAGUCUCCGACAGACUCGCAUAGUGACUUCCAGUAUUACCGAACCGUUGAGCAAACAGAUAUAACUCCGACUUUGGCAGGACUCUUAGGCUUACCGAUACCUUUGAAUAGUCUGGGAGUCUUUAUCCCAGAACUCCUUGAUUUGUGGGAAAUAAGAUCGCAAAGGACUGAAGUGUUGCUCUCGAAUUCCCGACAGAUAUUGAGAAAGAUGAAAGAGACGUUUCCUAGCCACAGUUUCGAUAUCAAUUCGAUGAACAUCGCUUGCGACACUGGGCCUUUAGCCGACGUCGAUCGGGCGCUCUGCGCAUGGUUUCGGGUCGAUCGCUUGCUUCAACACUCCAGCGGAACCGACAAGGAUGGUUUUCAUGACGAGCUUGAGUCGACAUUAUUUGAGUUCUUGAAGCAUGCACAGAAGGUAAUUAGUAGCGCAGCUAGUGACUACGAUCUCAGAAAUCUUUUUCUGGGCUUAGCCAUCACUUUUUUCGUUGUCCUGCUUCCUCUUCCUACGACUUACACUCUGCUCUCUAAGUCUGGGCCUGCGGGGGCAUUCUUUACACUGUGUCUUCUAAGCUAUGGUGGCAUGAUGUUCGCUAGUAGCUAUGUGGAGGAAGAGCAACAAUUUUGGAAUUGGACGUUUACUGCGUGGGUGUUCUACCUACAUGUAAGAUCAUCCAUUCUUCCGCGUUGUUCCGUGCCCUCACAGGAGAGGAGUACAGGAUUCUAUCGCUUAUAUGAGUUGCUGUAUUCCAAGUAUGGUGCGUUGGUGCUGCUGCUAUCACAUAGGGUUCUGAGGCGCUGGAACCAAACGGGCCAGAAAUUUGCUACUGAACCAGACAUCGCCCGGACAUUCUUCACUUCCCACCGGCUCAUACUCUGGUUUCUCGUUAUAUCAACAUAUGCCAUGACCUGUAGGCACCUUUUGGCGCACCGUCGUCUAUCAAAGCUUUGGCAACUAUGUUGUGUCGCAGUGGUAUCGAGCGCGUUUUUCUUGAAGCUGUCAUAUGUGGCAUCAGAUUCCCCUGAACUUCUUCCUGAAGCUCUGCUUGUUCUUUGGAAGAGGGAAUUCGAUGGAGGGUCUACCGUCCUCUUUACGCGGCUGGUCGUAGUGGGGAUUCUGUUUCUCGUUCCACUGUCAAUGUGCACCAGCAAUACCACGCGACUGCGUGAGACGAAAGUUGUCCCGAGUACCGUCUUCCAUGACGUUCUCACCCUUUUUUUGGUAACUCAAUCAAAGGCGACGAACAUUCCGGCAUUCCUGAUACUCGGGGCCCAUGUCACUAUACUUGCUACGAUGAAUCUUCACGCCCUCGAGCUAGCUAUUACAUCUGUGAUCGCGCAGUAUAUGACCUUCUUCGCAUUUGGCGGUUCAAACUCCAUAGCCACCGUUGACUUGUCCAAUGCAUAUAAUGGCAUUGGCACCUACAAUGUCGUCUUGGUGGGUAUCUUAACAUUUAUAAGUAACUGGGCAGGGCCAAUAUGGUGGGUAUCGGCUGCUCAGGUUCUCAGGCUAAACCAGGCUAGGCAUGAAAGAGAGGGUCACAUGGCUGUUCUCACUUUCCACAUGGCAGCCACGUUGAUGUCUGUCAUGGCGGCAUGCACGAUCUUGAGGUCGCAUCUCUUUAUCUGGACGGUCUUCUCCCCCAAGUACCUCUAUGCAAUGGCGUGGGCUAUCCUCAACCAUUUGGCCGUUAACUUGUUUGGUGAGGUCUUGCAUGUGAUAUCAACAACACUGCCGAACCAUUCACGAGCGGAGUGAUUAUAAUGUGAAAGCAGAGGGCGAGAGAAAACUGAGCGGAACCUAAGAGAUAGGAAUGCUCUGCAUAUUUA